Dunckerocampus dactyliophorus (ringed pipefish) is the source of this 3776-nucleotide messenger RNA. RefSeq names its product small nuclear ribonucleoprotein polypeptide A' (gene snrpa1). Gene Ontology annotation, molecular function: protein binding; U2 snRNA binding. Gene Ontology annotation, cellular component: U2 snRNP. The record is from RefSeq and is a predicted model, not a curated record. NCBI's taxonomy places the organism in Eukaryota, Metazoa, Chordata, Actinopteri, Syngnathiformes, Syngnathidae. The transcript is spliced from 9 exons. The coding region runs from base 144 to 914 and encodes 256 amino acids. Gene Ontology annotation, biological process: mRNA splicing, via spliceosome.
CUCGAUGAUUUGUUUUUUGUACACGUUGCCGUUCUUACACGUUAGCUUCACUGUUUAAGUUCACAUAAAUGCUGCCGUGUGAAUUGAACGUGUUCCAAUGAUGAGCUGCUGUUAGCAUUGCCUAGCUAGUUUGUUGGUAAUCGAUGCUUCAAGGUUAUAAAAUCCCGGUUCUGGAAAACCUGGGGGCCACUCUGGACCAGUUUGACACAGUGGACUUCUCGGACAAUGAAGUGCGAAAACUUGACGGCUUCCCGCUUCUCAGACGACUGAAAACGCUGCUGAUGAACAACAACAGGAUCUGUCGCAUAGGAGAGAACUUGGAGCAGUGUCUUCCCAGUCUCAGAGAGCUCAUCCUGACCAACAACAACAUCCAGGAGCUGGGUGACUUGGAGCCGCUGGCCUCAGUGAAGACGCUGACUCUCCUCAGCUUGUUGAGGAACCCCGUGACCAACAAGAAGCACUACAGGCUGUACGUCAUCAACAAAAUCCCACAGAUCCGAGUGCUCGACUUUCAGAAGGUCAAACUCAAGGAACGCCAGGAGGCGGAGAAAAUGUUCAAAGGCAAACGCGGUGCUCAGCUGGCAAAGGAUAUUGCCAAGCAAACCAAAACGUUCACGCCGGGCAUGGCGGCACAGCUUGAGAUGAAGAGGGCGGGACCGUCGCACGCUGACGUGGAAGCCAUCAAGAACGCCAUCGCUAACGCAUCCUCGCUGGCCGAGGUGGAGCGCUUGAAAGGAAUGCUGCAGGCGGGUCAGAUCCCAGGUCGCGACCUCCGAGAAGGUGCUGCUGGCAUGGAGGAGGAAGAAGAGGAGGCGGAUGGUGACGCCCCCCCUAUGGACACUCACAUGUGCGGGGCCUCUGCAGAGAUGGAAGAGGAAGACAUGGAAGAAGUGCCUCAUGUUAACGGCUCGUGAAGUCUUUUUUUUUUGUUUCAUGUUUAUGUUAAAUGUCUCCUUUUUUAAUGAGUGAAACGACAUUAAAGUUUGAGGUUUUUUUUACUUUCUACUGCUGCUGUGUGACGAUGGCUCUUCGGUAACGGCACAAAAUGUCAGUUUUUGUGAAAUAAGAACUUGUAGAUUUCCAGGUUGCAUCUUUUGACCUCACCUUGCUAACAUCGCUAACUCCAUGCACAGUCAAGCCUCGGUUUUUGUUGACUUCUUUCAACGUUUUGUCGGGGUUUUGUACAGUAUUGUGCGUAACAAACUAGUCCUGCUGGACUGCUAAGGAACGUCUGCGAUUGGCUGGCAACCAGUCCAGGGUGUACCCCGCCUCUUGGCCGAAGUCAGCUGGGGUAGGCUCCAGCGUACCCCUGCGACCCUAAUUAGGAUAAGGGGCAUAGAAGAUGGAUGGAUGCUAUGGAAAGUUGUGCCAACAGUUUAGCCGCCUCGUGUGUGAUUCCAAUAUGACAACAUAGAAGACGUGAACAGAAGCCACAGUCGCCUGUGUUUGGCCUUGUGAAGAGACUGUCCUCCCAGGAGCGCGUAUGAGUGCACAUUCACUACCCUUUCAUGAGUUCAUGGUGAGUGCACGUUUUGGUUUUUCUACCUUUUACUAUCAGUAUUACAUUUCCUAAAGGUUUGACCCUGGAACAGACUAUUGAUAUUAUUUCCUGUUAGAUGCUCUUAAUCAUUGAUCACCCGGCGUCCUGGAAGAAAUGUUCAAACUUGGAGAGGUUCUAAUGUAACCCCACUUAUCACCUCUGUCCAAGUGGUGGAGGCAGAUGUCCGCCCACAGACCAUAGGGUUCCUCGAUCAUGUCUCUAAAGUCAAUAGAAGCGUGUGUGCUCCACCAUCAUGGCGUCCACACCCUGCUUGCAGGUGACGCAGUGCCUUUGGGCAAGGCGUGUCAGAGAAGGUCUUAUUUUAUGUCCAGUGAAGCCGUUGGUUUAUGCCUCUAUUGAUUUAUUAAAUCUAACCUCACUUUCAUCUUAGGCCACGUGAUUACAUACACAAACAUGGUAACGAAGAGCGGGAUUGUGGGCCAGCAUAAAAUAUUAAAAUAAUAAUUUCAUAUUUUCACGUGAGUUCAUUACAGUACUUCUGUUCAAUGAGGUUGUGUCCAUUUCCUCCAUUUUCCUGGGAAGUUUCCCUUAUUCUCCCAUAUUUAUGUUGGCUGAGGAGUGAUUAUUUCCCAUCACCGAGCCCUCCAAGUCGUCAUUGUUCCCCCCAUGAGACGUCACUGCCUUUGUUCCACCGCACGGGGGGGCCAGCGGCGCCUUCAUAACUGCCACACCUCUUUCUCGCUACACACUCCACCUGGCAGCAAGCCACGGCUCUGUCAUGACGACAGACUCACAGUGUCUGACGUGACGACAACAGCAGCAGUUCAAUUCCAUCACCACAUAAGCGUCUCCAACUCCAAACAAACACGUACGUCUCUAGUCCGUUUGUCAUUGCAACGACGCUUCCCGGACCGUGAGAUGCAUUGACGGACUCUCGGAACAUCACAAGAAAGUCUAUUAUGGGUGUACGGGUGGUCGAAAUAAACAAAAACGCAAAUAAAAUCAAUAAGUGGAUAUUCUUAUCACCCACUUUGUAACUCUUGAUGCGGAAAUACUUGCUGCAUUUACGUAUGCUCGGAAAUUCCAGAAAAUUCCCUCAAACAUGUUAAUUCGUCUCAUAUGACGUGGUGUCUUAGAACGCAACUCCUCGUUGCCCAUAAUGACACAGUUAAAGGUCACCAGUGUUCUAUAAAUACAUUUUCAGACAACUUGAUUUAAAUUUUAAUUCAUACAAAUAUAAAUGAUCCUGCCCUGUCAUUUAUCUUGCUUUCAAUAAAAUACAGUAAAAAUGGGCACGUUUCAGACAUAAUAAUGCUAAUGGUUUAAUUUACUUUGAACAUGCAUACAAGUUGCACUGGAAUACAUCACAUAGUACAAUUCACAGUUCUACAUGUCCAAAAAGGAGUAGAAAGAAGCAAAGUUAUUUAAUCCUUCGCCCCAUCUGUUUCACACACACACACACACACACACACACACACACACACACACACACACAGUCAUGGGAAAAAUGAUGAGACCACCCUUGUUUUUUUAUUCCUCUUUGUGCAGUGCAGCGUUGUCAUGACCACACAGACGAGGGCCUUCCGUCACGAGGGAUGCCCCCCCUGCAGCAUCUCCACAUAGCAGGCUGCCGUUUGACGGCCCUGCACAACCAGAAGCACCGUUGAUCCAUUGCAGGAUCAUGAUGGACCCCCCCUCCACUGUGCCGUGUGGAGAACAUCUCGGGUGGGAUCUCCUUGUCAUGCCAGUAACGUUGGAAGCCGUCAGGACCGUCAAGGUUACAUUUUUUUCUCAUCAGAGAAUAAAACUUUUUUCCACCUUUCAGUGUUGUCCAAAUUCCCAAAGGAAACGAGGCCUUGGAAAAUGUUUUUGCUUCUCAAAACCCUCUUCUGGCAGAUGGCAUCUGCACUUGGCACCAGUAACAACCUUCAUUUGGGCCAAGGAUGGUCCCGUGUCCCGACGGACAGCCAAACUCAUUUUGUUGGGUCUACCACUUGACGUUUUUGUUCCAUGAGCCUCAGGAUGUUUUUCAGAAGUUUGAACUGACCAUCUUCCUGCAUCCAACCUCAGCAGCGAUGGUGCGCUGCCAGAGAGAGAGGCCUCGCUUAUGCAGCUCAACAAUCCCACCGCCUUCAAAGACAGAAAGCUUUUUUGCCUUUGCCAUCAAGAGAUGGUGACAGUGUGAAUUCCUGACACUAAAUCACAUUCAGUACACAUUUUGACCAACAUUUUGCCUUUGAAAGGCUUUGCUCUUCAACUUUUGGAUCAGCUGAUG